This is a messenger RNA of Miscanthus lutarioriparius, 879 nucleotides long. The record is from the annotation of a GenBank genome assembly. Lineage: Eukaryota; Viridiplantae; Streptophyta; Magnoliopsida; Poales; Poaceae.
AUGUCGCUGGCGACCUCCGCCGCCGCCGUUUCCACACCCGGUGUCCUCAUCCACCAAUCCACGUGGACCCUGCGACCCUUGCCCCCCGCCCACCUCCGCCGCCUCCUCCCCUCGGGGACCGCGAGGCCGCUCCGAGUCGCCACGGUCCGUCGUUGCCUCCCGGUCACCGCUCAGAGCGCCGCCAACCCAGGUCAAGAACCCCUGUCCUUCUCCUUCCUCACCAAGAUUACAUUCUGGCGCCUCCGUUCGGCUCGGAUUGCCGCUGACUGCGCUUGCCUCGCUGCUCGGUCUUUCUCAGGUUACCUGCCUGAAUCGGAGUUCUACAAGGUCGAGGCCAUCCUCAGGCCGUGGAGGGUGCUGCACGUGUCCUCGGGCUUGCUGGAGAUGGGGAUCAGAGGUGUGACGGUGUCGGACGUCCGGGGGUUUGGGGCGCAGGGAGGGUCAACGGAGCGCCAUGGAGGGUCAGAAUUUUCAGAAGACAUGUUUAUUGCUAAAGUCAAAAUGGAAAUAGUGGUCUGCAAAGAGCAGGUGACAGGUGGAGACAAGGUUUUUGUGUUUAGGGAAGGGUUAGAAUUUUUUGUUAGAAAGUUUUGGCUUCAACCAUUCACCCCCUCCUGUCGCCUGCUCUUCCUUCAAUUGGUACCAGAGCGUUUAGGUUUUCUAUACCUUAAUCGGUCUUUGAAAGCUAUGGCGACCAAUGAAAAGUUUGAUGUUCGCGCUCCGCUUUUUGAUGGGACUGAUUAUGAUUAUUCUUUGAAGGCACGUAUGACCAACUAUCUCAAAGGCAAGUCGCUGAAGCUAUGGAAAAUCACACAAAAUGCCACAUAUGUGAUUCCAAAUGAGGAACCGAUUGACGCCCACCGAGAUCGGGCUUCUUGA